UUUCUACUUAACUUCAUAUCUGCUUAAUAACAAAGUAAAUUAUUUGAUAGCAGUGAUGGCUAAUCAUUACGAGGUACCCAAUUGGGCUGGGAAGCCACCAGUUGGAUUACAUUUAGAUGUACUGAAGAAUGAUAAAUUAAUUCAAAAAUUAAUGGUUGAUGAAAAAAAGUGUUACUUAUUUGGUCGUAAUCAACAAUUGAAUGACUUUUGUAUAGACCAUGCUUCUUGUUCCCGUGUUCAUGCUGCUCUUGUUUAUCAUAAACACCUAAAUCGUGCAUUCCUUGUUGAUUUGGGUAGCACACAUGGAACUUUUAUCGGCAAUCUUCGUUUGGAACCACAUAAACCCACACAAUUACCAAUCGAUAGUACAUUUCAUUUUGGAGCUUCUACUCGGUAUUAUAUUAUUAGAGAAAGACCUCAAACAGGUACCAGGCCUAUUAUCGAGGAAUUAGAAAAACUAUCAGAAGACACAGAUGCUGGUGGUUUAUUGGGCUUGCCUGAAACAGAGACAGAACUUGAUAAUUUAACGGAAUUUAACACUGCGCAUAAUAGACGUAUAUCUAUGCUCGGUAUAACGGACGACGAAAUUCAUAAACCAACAAGGAAACGAAAGAAAAAAGGAAUUACUUUCAACGAUGACGAGGAAGUAAUAAAUCCAGAAGAUGUCGAUCCGUCGGUAGGAAGAUUUCGUAAUCUUGUACAAACGACCGUCGUUCCAAGUAAAAGAAUGCGUAUGGAAGGAGGUUUAAUAUCCUUAUCAGAAGAUCACAAUCCUUUGAAACACCUUCAACCCACAGCAACUGCACCUCAACUUUAUCAAGAUUUACCCCCGGAACAGUUUACUCCAUCGUCGUUAUCACUUAAUCCAUUUUCUAGUGCUUUGUCUUCGUUAUCGUCUCGGCUUGGUAUUGCAUUGCCGAAUCCAGCACCUGAAGUAGAAAUGACACCUAAUCAAAUACAAACGGAAGCGCCGCACGUACCAGAAAUACAGGGACCUACCGAUACGCGAACAAUGGAACCGAAAAAGAAAAAAUAUGCCAAAGAAGCUUGGCCUGGGAAAAAACCUAUACCAACGCUUUUGGUGUAAUAGUAUUAAGGAGUUUACUUUUGCCAGAUAGUUUGACUAUUUGGAUUUUAAGGAUUAAGUUAUAUAAAAAUAUUUGUGCAUAAAUUCCUCGUAUAAAGAUU
Habropoda laboriosa is the source of this 1188-nucleotide messenger RNA. RefSeq names its product nuclear inhibitor of protein phosphatase 1 (gene NiPp1). Lineage: Eukaryota; Metazoa; Arthropoda; Insecta; Hymenoptera; Apidae. Gene Ontology annotation, molecular function: protein serine/threonine phosphatase inhibitor activity; protein binding; mRNA binding. Gene Ontology annotation, cellular component: nuclear speck. The record is from RefSeq and is a predicted model, not a curated record. Bases 56 to 1087 code for a protein of 343 amino acids. The transcript is spliced from 6 exons.